Beauveria bassiana ARSEF 2860 is the source of this 405-nucleotide messenger RNA. Its product is annotated as Prolyl endopeptidase. Lineage: Eukaryota; Fungi; Ascomycota; Sordariomycetes; Hypocreales; Cordycipitaceae. The record is from RefSeq and is a predicted model, not a curated record. The coding region runs from base 1 to 405 and encodes 134 amino acids. The transcript has a single exon.
AUGUCUCUGCUGCCUACUGCACAUCUUCGGGUUGCGCGGCCUACUGACGACAUUGACGCCAUCAUCCCGUUCUAUCGGGACGGCCUGGGCUUUGAGAUCCUGCUCCGCUUCGCCGACCACGCCGGCUUCGACGGCGUCAUGCUGGGGCGACGAGGCGCCGCCUACCACCUCGAGUUCACGACCAGGCGAGGGCACGUCGCGGGUCGCGCCCCGACCGAGGACAACCUGCUGGUCUUCUACCUUGCCGAGGACACUGCCUUCCGCACGGCCGUCGCGCGCAUGCAGGCGCAGGGUUUCGACGCCGUGGCCAGCUUCAACCCGUACUGGGACCAAAAGGGCAAGACUUUUGAAGAUCCGGAUGGCUAUCGGAUCGUGCUGGCCAACAUGGCGAACCCCGCAGUCUAA